AUGAUACCAGCGCCCCCAAUUAACAACAAAAACCACACCGAGCCAGUCAGGUUGAUCACUACCCCACGUCGCAUAUCGCAUCAGCCCUUCACCCCCUCCCUUCAAAGAAUAGGAGAGAAAGGAAAAAAAACAAAAAAACAUACACAAUGGAAAAGCUCACCCUUCCUACCCUACCUAUCUACUCAGUAAUUGGAGAACACACUUCAAAAUCCAAACCUUCAAAACACCAUUCUGUGGAUUUUCUAGGAUUGCACGCUUGGGGGGGUUGUAUGCUACCGCGGCUUUGCGAAUGAAGCUAGGAGUUGUUAGUUGCGUGUAGGGAGUGCGAGGGGUGAGGGUGGAGGUACGGAUUUGUUAGGCCCCUAUGAGGGUUAGCUUGGUAGAGGACCGGGGAGGGGAUAGAAGUUAUUUACCAGGCCAUACCGACAAGUAGGAAGCUUAGGGUCCAGCGGAAGAGGCCUGGGUCCUCAGGAGGGGUCGAGGGGGCAGAUGUGGACAUUUUUGGCGUUGAUACCUGGGCGGUAUGGGUUCUGGGGGG
Tuber melanosporum (Perigord truffle) is the source of this 538-nucleotide messenger RNA. RefSeq lists its product as uncharacterized. NCBI's taxonomy places the organism in Eukaryota, Fungi, Ascomycota, Pezizomycetes, Pezizales, Tuberaceae. The transcript is spliced from 2 exons. The record is from RefSeq and is a predicted model, not a curated record. The coding region runs from base 1 to 189 and encodes 62 amino acids.